Messenger RNA from Aspergillus caelatus, 803 nucleotides. RefSeq lists its product as uncharacterized. NCBI's taxonomy places the organism in Eukaryota, Fungi, Ascomycota, Eurotiomycetes, Eurotiales, Aspergillaceae. Bases 79 to 513 code for a protein of 144 amino acids. The record is from RefSeq and is a predicted model, not a curated record. The transcript has a single exon.
UUAUCAUCAAGCUAUCUUUUUCCUCUAUUACUCUAAACCGUUAGCAGUUCUAAGGCUGUACACUUGACAUCCGCCACGAUGACUGAUACUAAAGACUACUGGAAUCACGAUGCACCUUUCUAUGCUCAUUGGACAUUUCAACGCAGCUCAGAUGGUGUCACGGGCAAAUGGUUUCGAUUUCUCGUGACAGCUGCCUCACGCGAGGACGCAAAGACCUUCUUCCGGGGUGUGGAAAAGUACGCCAAGACCAAGGACGCAAACAUAGUUUCCGUGAAGGCCAUUAAUCUAGCGUGGUGGACCUACGAUAUCAGCGGCGGUAGCGGCUGGAAUCCCAUGUAUCUUGUCCAAAAUAUCGAUCAAAUGAAGGCAUCUCAGUACGGGGAUAUUGAUGAAUUACGCGACAGCCGGGGCAAGAUCCUUGUUUCGAUUUUGAACGAUGCGGAUGGCGGUAGCAGGUCCUGGCCAAUACUUCCUGCUCAAAACGUGUCUCUCAGUGACUAUCAACAUGGCUAAGGUCUGCCUACAAGGCUAGAGGUGUAUUGCUUUGUGCCUUUGUCGAAUCCUGUGGGCACUCCAGCUGGUACGAUAUACAUUACUCCAUUAUGGAAAAACUUAAAGUGUGUUCCUAACUUGACUGUUAAUUAUGGCAUCCAUUGAUAUAUAUAUGUGAUAUGCUUCUUGUGAAGCAGGUUUAUUGUUCCCAAAACUUUGUUCAUGUAGCUAAAAAUUUCUCUAGUCUUGGGCCAAGUACUGGAAUAAUCCUAGCAACACUUAUAUGGAACGAAUAUACUGGUAUGAGAUCA